CUGGACGUCUCCCUCUCCCUCUGCUCACAUAGAGGCAGAACAUGUAGACCUAACCACACAAAGACUGGAUUCCUCCCACACAACAUGGCUCGGUGCUGGACGCAUUUGACCGAGCUCCUGGUCCUCCUGGCAGCCGGUGCUGUCCACUCUUUAGGAGCAUAUGUGUUGUGUAAGUGGUGCGAUGCUUCCACACCUCGGUGCAAAGACCACAUCUGUUUCAGCAACUGCAACCUGACCUCCACCUGCGAAUCUGAUACAGAAAUCUGUGUUUCUAUUUGGAGGAAGACAAAUGACUCAGUGAAGGUGCAAACGAUGUGCCAUGACCCCAAAGUGCCCCUAGAUGGCGUUGACCCAGCAUUGUUGCUGAAUUUCACCUCCAGAAAAUGUGCCAUGGUCCAUCAGCCUUCAGUGAAAGGGACCAUGAUGGUCUGUGGAUGCCAAGGCGAAGAGGAAUGUAAUGACAGGCUCAUCUUUAGCAAGGGAUUCAGUGGUUUCUCUGGGUUGCAAAAUAAGGAUGUGAUUGGAGUGGUAGUCAUCAGUUUGGUACCUCUCGUCCUCAUAGUCAUAGUGGCCACUGCUGCCUUCUAUUUCUACCGGAUACGCCGCCAUGAUUGGCCUUCCAAACCCACACCAGAGCUCUAUCAGGCCUUGGCCGUACCACACGGUGGACCAGUGCCAAGAGACGAAGGAGGAGAAAAAAGACGAGAGGAUCUUGAUAUCGAACAGGAGGAUUUUCAUACCAAAGAGCUGAGUCUAAGAAAUGACAUCAGUUAUAGGUCAGAUUUGCAAAGGGAUGACCUCCUGUCCAUCAAACUGGAUCAAAUGGUGGGGAAGGGACGCUUUGCUGAGGUGUGGAGGGCACGGCAGCUGCACAGUGAGAAAGGGGGAGUCAACCGGUAUAAAACUGUGGCUGUAAAGGUGUUCCCGAGUAAGGAAUAUGCCUCUUGGAAAAACGAGUGCUCUAUCUUCUCUGACUCUACGCUGCACCAUGACAACUUAGUUCAGUUCCUUGGAGCCGAAGAGAUACCAAGUAGCACUCUCCAAACCUACUGGUUGGUCUUGGCCUACUACAGCCUUGGAAAUCUGCAGGACUUCCUUACGUCUAACAUAGUAAGCUGGGAGGAGCUGAUUGCCUUGGCAGGUUGCAUUGCCAAAGGAUUAGCUCACCUUCACAGUGACACAACAACCAAUGGAAUACCAAAGGUACCUGUUGCCCAUCGUGACAUAAAGAGCAGCAAUGUUGUGGUAAAGAACAGAAAGGAGUGCGCCCUGUGUGACUUUGGUCUUGCUUUGCGGCUUGAUCUCUCCCUAACAGUAGAUGACUAUGCCAACAGUGGACAGGUAGGAACAGCACGAUACAUGGCCCCUGAGGUACUCGAAUCCAGAGUGAACCUGGAGGACCUCGAGGCCUUUAAACAGAUGGAUGUGUACUCCAUGGCUAUGGUCCUUUGGGAGAUGGCUUCUCGGUGUGAUGUCAUUGGAGGUAGGUGAAUACCUACAGUGCAUUCCUGUUUA
This is a messenger RNA of Cyprinodon variegatus (sheepshead minnow), 1515 nucleotides long. Its product is annotated as TGF-beta receptor type-2-like. The record is from RefSeq and is a predicted model, not a curated record. Bases 85 to 1491 code for a protein of 468 amino acids. NCBI's taxonomy places the organism in Eukaryota, Metazoa, Chordata, Actinopteri, Cyprinodontiformes, Cyprinodontidae. Gene Ontology annotation, biological process: heart development; transforming growth factor beta receptor signaling pathway; protein phosphorylation. Gene Ontology annotation, cellular component: plasma membrane; signaling receptor complex. Gene Ontology annotation, molecular function: SMAD binding; transforming growth factor beta receptor activity, type II; activin binding. The transcript is spliced from 6 exons.